AUGGCUAGUCCAGAGGCGGUACGAACUCAAACAAUUCUCCCAGCCCGCUGGAAGUUCCGGUACGGCGUGCCUGUUUGCCAUCCACAUUGUCCAGAGUCGAGUACCUACACUGUGGCUCUGACUGUGGCUGCGACUGCCUCUGUCCAUUUCCCAUUUCCACUCUUCGACCUCCCCGGCCCCCACUGUCCCUUUUCGCAAAGGAGCUUGUCGCGCGCAUCUCCAAUACCCGCCCUGCCUCCAACCUACCCACCUCGAACUCGCCCCGAUUUCCAUUUCAGCCUCACCGGAUAUGGUCUCUUAUUCGAUUUGAAUGGACAUGACGCCCCACUGCGCCCUUCGCGCUUCUCAAUACUGAGAACUACGCGAUGCCGGGCGUUGUCGAAAACGCCCACCGCGACGGUGGCAGUCCCGGUGGAUCGAGAAUUCAGCGUUGCCAACCAGAAGGUUGAGCUGGAGAUUGACUUCUUUUCUAAGAGCAUCAAGGGGAAGACAGAGAUCACUAUUUUACCUCACAAGAAAGAAUUGACGGCAUUCCGAUUGAAUUUCCGACAAGGCGAGAUCAAACGAUUGACCGUGAACAAUGUUGUCGCUACCACCAAAUAUGCCGACCCUUACGAGAAUCUCAACCUGUACGGACCCCAAUAUCAUCAAAAACUCUUACCCAAUAUCGACGCGCUUCUGAAGACCCCCACGCACCCAGAGCUAGAAAUCACCAUUCCCAAAGGCGUCCGGAUCAGAGAGCUCAACAAGGCCGAAGCUCAGGAACAGAUCACACUACAAGGCAUAGGGAGCGAAGUGGAUGGACCAGCAGGAGCCAGACCACCCGAAGUCAACCGCACUCAGUUUAAGGAGCUGACCGUGAACAUCGAGUUCACAGUUGAGAAGAUUCGAGAUGGUCUCCAAUUUGUUGGUAUUGAUAGCGGGGACCGUCGAUACCCGCACGCCUACACGACGAACUCGCUAGAAACAGGCGUCGGUUGCCCUCUAUUCCCAUGCGUCGACGAUCCUCUGUCACGAUGUACCUGGGACGUCUCCAUAUCAUGCCCCGCCUCACUUGGCGAUGUGUUCAACCGAAAAACAGGAUCAGGUUCAACCACACCUUCUCGAUCACGCAAUCCGAACCGACCUCUUUCCACCGAUGAUGAGGGACUGGACAUGUCGGUGGUUUGCUCGGGGGAAUUGACUGAUGAUAUCGUGGACCCGAAGGACCCCACAAGGAAGACUGUUUCAUUCUCGUGCUUCUCGCCUUUAUCGGCGCAGCAGAUUGGUUUCGCGGUUGGCCCCUUUGAAUACGUGAAUCUGGCAGACUUUCGUGAAAGUGAUCAAGAUGAGCAACUCGGUACGAAUGCCAUUCCCGUGCACGCGUUCUGCUUGCCAGGAAGGGGUUCCGAAGUCGAAAACACCAGCUUCCCUAUGGCCCAAGCCAUUGAUUUCUUCUCGCUGUCUUAUGGAUCGUAUCCUUUCUCGAGCUAUAAGCUAUGCUUUGUGGAUGAUGUCCCGACAGAAACCCUUCCCAUGGCGUGCAUGGCCAUCUGCAGCAGUCAUCUACUAUUCCCCGAGUCGAUCAUCGACCCAAUGUAUGAUUGCACGAGAUCUUUAGUGCAUACAUUGGCUUGCCAGUGGACCGGCAUCAAUAUCAUACCCAACGAGCCGGCUGAUACCUGGGUCACUGUUGGUAUAGCAUGGUAUAUCACAGAUACAUUCAUGAAAAAGCUCUGCGGCACCAACGAAUACCGAUUCCGACUGAAAAAUAUGUCAGAUAAGAUCUGCGACUUAGACUAUGAGCGCCCGUCUAUAUAUGAUAUGGGAACCUUCCUCAAAAUCGACGCCUCCGAAUACCGUUUCAUCGCUUUGAAGGCGCCUUUGGUCCUAUUCAUCCUUGAUCGCCGUCUCACCAAGGCAAGUGGUAAGGCCACCAUGUCCCGGAUUAUCUCUCGGCUCUUCCUCAACUCGCGCAUGGGUGACAUUCCCAAUGGUGCAGUGACCUCUUCGCUCUUCCAGAAGCUUUGUGAGCGACUCGGCCACUCCAAGUUGGAUGUCUUUUUCCAGCAGUGGGUUUACGGUGCCGGAUGUCCACGCUUCCAAGCCACCCAGCGAUUUAACAAGAAGAAGCUUGUCGUUGAAAUGAUGAUCAGACAAGUUCAGGUUCAACCAGACCAAACGGUCGCGCGAGAUCUUGAUGAAAAUUCUUUCUUGCGAGAUUUGAAAGAGGAAGUCAGGCAUGUCUAUGCCGGUCACCCCCAGCCCGUCUUUACUGGGUCCAUGACGCUUCGUAUCCACGAGGCUGAUGGUACACCAUACGAGCAUAUUGUUGAGAUCAAAGAGGGUGUAACAAAGUUCGAUAUCCCCUACAACACAAAAUACAAGCGUCUCAAACGAAACAAGAAACAAAGAGAACGCGCCGUGGCAUCGGGUGAAGCGGAGGCCCAAGAAGAAGUGCUCCUCUACUGUUUGGGCGAUGUCCUGCAAACUGAGGAGGAGAUAGAGGCAUGGCGCCUGACCGAUUGGACCAAGGAGGACGAGGAAAGAAUGGGACAAGAGUCCUACGAGUGGAUUCGCAUGGAUGCAGAUCUCGAAUGGAUUUGCAAGUUGUCCCUGGGCAUGCCUGGUUACAUGUAUCUGUCGCAACUGCAGCAAGAUAGGGAUGUUGUCGCGCAGUUGGAGGUAAGCCUCGGUCUCCCAGAUGGUCACUAUUUCACUGCUAACUCGAAACAGUCUCUACAAUACAUGGCAGCUCAACGAGAGCACAAGUUGAUAUCGUCAAUUUUUGCUCGCACACUCAUGGAUAGUCGCUAUUUCCAUGGAAUCCGAGUGACAGCCGCGAGGUCGUUGGUAAGGCAUGCCAAGGAUGACGUGGAUUGGAUUGGACUCUACCAUCUUGAAACAGCAUUCCAAGAACUUUUCUGUCUGCCAGGGUCCCCGAUGACUCGUUCUAACAAUUUCGAGGAUCGGGCAGCAUACAUUCUGCAAAAAGAAAUUCCCGAGGCCAUCUCAAAGGUACGGGAUAACAGCGGGAAGACUCCUCUGAGGGUGAAGCGCUUUUUAUUCGACAAGUUGAAAUUCAACGAUAACUCGAACAAUGCCGUAAGUACAGCACAUGUGGGCGUAUUAUCACGGUACAUUAUACUGAUUUUGUCAAAGUUCUCGGAUAACUUCUACGUCGCUUCCUUAAUGCGCUCACUCUGCCACGCCAUGCUAGGGAGAAAUGAAGCGCGUUCAGAUGAGGAACUAGCCCAUUUCGACAUGGAGCGUGUCUUGGAGAACCAAGCCGAAGAGCAGUUGGAAAAAGACACUAUAGCAGAGUUCGACCGUUACAGACGCAUGGAUGAGUGGUCUAGCUCGUUCCAAAACAUAUACUCUCGCGCUGCCCUGCAGUGCCAGAUGCAGCUCAUGAAAGCCAAAAUCCAGGAUGUGGAUAUCAUGCGCUUCAUCCCCUAUACACGAGCCGGCACAUAUGAUCUUCUUCGAUUACAGGCAUUUGAAUGCCUUGUCGACCUGGACAUUUCCCAAAACCAAGAACUCCUCCGAUGGCUUAUUUAUACAAUGACAAGUGACUCCUCGGCGUACAUCCGCCAUCACAGCCAGAGGAUAUUUGGACGUGCCCUGGCCCAGAUCGCUUUUGGCCGGCCUAAAGAGCCAGAAAACACCCAGUUAGGCGGCGGUCUGAUCAUCGAACAAGAAUCAUCAACCGAAAUCCGUCAAGCCGAUCUCGCCCGUCGCCAAACCGUGUCCGGUGCCCUCGAGGCUCUAAAGAGGGAAAUCGGCCAAGACCCAUCUAUGAAAGAGUACAUGUGGGCAGCAUGUAAUUCCCCAGUCCUUGGUAUCCUAGAAAUCGCAGAGCUAGUCGACAUCUGUCGCGUUCUAUUCGACCCGAUUAAAACCAAGAUGGCUCAAAUUCCACUUCCUCGCUACUGGAAGGUCCAGAAUCUAGGCAACGGAAAACUGAAGUUCCAACGAUCUAGUCGUGUGCGCACUAGCCUGGCACCGUUAAAGGACUCAAAGCGGAAGCGCGAAGAGAAUGGCAUGCCACCUCCCGCUCCACGCAUUACCUUCAAGCAAGUCAAAAAGGAAAACGGUCCCGGGCCUAGCCCCAGCCCCAGCACACCAUCCUCUACGAGUCUUCCUAAGCUCCACAUUCCCAAGCCCGUGCCGAGUACGCCCAGCGCGGGCGCCGGGGGGACAGGCACAGGUACAGCAGGAACGGCGAAAAGCAGUACGCCUGUCGCGACAACUCCCUCAACACCAGCGAGUGGAGGCGGAUUGAAGCUGAAGCUGAAGUUCGGACCAAAGUCGAAAUAA
Molecule: messenger RNA, 4299 nt
Organism: Penicillium waksmanii
Lineage: Eukaryota; Fungi; Ascomycota; Eurotiomycetes; Eurotiales; Aspergillaceae
Product: transcription initiation factor TFIID subunit TAF2
Exons: 2
Coding region: 1-4299 (1432 amino acids)
Biological process (GO): transcription initiation at RNA polymerase II promoter
Cellular component (GO): transcription factor TFIID complex
Molecular function (GO): RNA polymerase II general transcription initiation factor activity; transcription cis-regulatory region binding; chromatin binding
Source: RefSeq, a predicted model, not a curated record